Molecule: messenger RNA, 1303 nt
Organism: Mytilus californianus (California mussel)
Lineage: Eukaryota; Metazoa; Mollusca; Bivalvia; Mytilida; Mytilidae
Product: beta-1,3-galactosyl-O-glycosyl-glycoprotein beta-1,6-N-acetylglucosaminyltransferase-like
Exons: 1
Coding region: 10-1098 (362 amino acids)
Cellular component (GO): membrane
Molecular function (GO): acetylglucosaminyltransferase activity
Source: RefSeq, a predicted model, not a curated record
CAAAUAAAUAUGAGGAAAAAUAGAUGGCUUCUACUCAUAAUCUGCAUAACUGUGUACUUAAGUUUCUAUAUGUAUAUUAGAUUCAAAAUAAUCAACAGACUAAAUGGAAAUAACAUAGGGAUAUUAACGAGACGAACAAAAUCCGGUAUAACUCAUGUAGAAGAGAACAUAACAGACUAUCAAUUCCCGCCAUUUUUGCGAAUAAACGGAAAAGUUAAUUGUCGUAAAAUUAUUGAAGGCGAUGAAAAAGAAAUAGCAAAAGCCAAUAAAUAUAUGAAAUUUAAUCAGCCAAAGAGAAUAACAGAAGAGGAAUACAUUGCUAAAACUAAUGACUGUAAUAAUUUCUUUAAUUGUUUUGGAUACGAUGCCUACCCAGUGACGGAAGAAGAAAAAGAGUUUCCGUUAGCUUUUAGUAUUUUGACAUUCAAAGAUGCUGAUCAAACUGAACGUUUGCUUCGUUCAAUCUAUCGUCUCCAAAAUUUCUAUUGUAUCCACAUAGACAAAAGCUCUUCAGAAGUAUUGCAUAAUGCCUUGAGAAAGAUAGCAAAUUGUUUAAACAAUGUUUUCAUUGUUUCAAAAACCGAAGACGUAAUUUACAACCAUGUGUCGAGGCUGAGGGCAGAUAUUAACUGUAUGACUGAUCUCUUGUCAAAAUCAAACAAAUGGAAAUAUUUCAUUAAUCUGCCUCAUCAACAAUUUCCUUUGAAAACAAAUUUAGAAAUUGUAAAAAUACUGAAAAUUUACAACGGUGCUAAUGACAUUGAAGGAAUUACAAACAGGCUAUUAUCUCACCGUUUUAAAUACAGUUAUAGAUAUAUCAAUAAUACUUUGAAGCGUACUGGUCUAAAGAAAGGAAAAUUACCAUACAAUGCAAAUAUUGUAAAAGGCAGUGCAUAUGGUAUAUUUAGUCGUGAAUUUGUCCAAUAUGUGAUAUACGACGAAAAAGCUAAGUCCGUUUUGAAGUAUAUGGAGGACUUUGUAAGUCCAGAUGAAUAUUUCUGGGCAACAUUGAAUCACAACGAAGUUUUAAAAGCUCCUGGGCGCUUCACAGGUGAGAGAAUCAAUAUUGUCGUAGUGUUGCGUUAUGAUUUCCAAUAAGACUACGUAUUGGGUUAAACCGGCGACAUUAACUAUUAGCAAACAGCUCAGGGCCCUUAACUAGGUCCAUAAACACUUAUUGUGCAUUGUGAUAUUUAAUCAUUAACAGUUGACCAAUGCAUUAUUAGAUAUUAGUUUAAAAAUGCGUAAACGAAUCCAUACUGGACUGGCCCGAAUCCGAACAAUAUGAUCAAAGUUCUUAAAA